UUUCAGGAUGUCACAAAACAACGAGAUGCAUCCUCGUAACCCUUAUCGAAACAAGCCGCCGGAUUUCAAAGCAUUGGCAGUGGAGUAUCCAGAGUUCCGCAAGUUUUGUCAAUACGUGAGCAACGGAAAAGUUACGUUCGAUUUUAAAAAGGAUGCUGCUGUUCGCUGUCUCACUCAGACUUUGCUGAAAAAAGAUUUUAAUUUAGAUGUCGAAAUACCACCAGGACAUUUGGUUCCACGUGUUCCGCAAAAACUCAAUUACUGCCUGCUCAUCGAUGAUCUCCUCAAAGCGAAUAAGCUAACGAAGAAUGUGAUUGGUAUUGAUAUUGGCACCGGAACAUCGUGUAUUCAUGCUUUAAUAGGAGCUCGGCAGUUUAACUGGAAGUUCAUUGCCACUGACGGAGAUGAAAAAUCAGUUCGUGUAGCUCAUGAAAACGUGGCAAAAAAUGGGCUGAGCAGUUCAAUUUGUGUAGUUCAUGUGAAUCCCGAUGUUAAAACAGUGCUAAUGGAUGUAGUCAACACGAUUCCGGAUACAGAUUAUGCAUUUUGUAUGUGUAAUCCUCCGUUUUUCGAAAAAGGAAAUGGCGAUGACAAGUUUUGUGAAGAUAUCUCAUCAUCCACGGAAACAUAUUCAAAUCGUGUUGCUUCUGAAUUCCGAACCGCUCCUCACUCUGCUACCUUCGCCUCAAGUGCAGAAUUAUUUGUUGAUGGAGGCGAAGUAGCUUUCGUUAAUAGGAUUAUUGAUGACAGUGUGCUUCUACGGGAUAGAAUCAAAAUCUACACAACAAUGAUAGGUCGAAAGUCUAGUCUGAAGCCCCUGCAAAAUCGUCUGCAACGCUUCGGAGAUGACGUUAAAAUUAUGAUUUCUGUGCUGAAUCAAGGAAAAACGAAGCGCUGGAUGUUGGCAUGGACAUUUUCAAAAUCUGUAUCUCUUACAACAAUUGACCGUCCAAUUUCAUUUCAAUGUCCAAAGCCUGGAUUAACGAGGUUAAUGCAGGAAAUAAGUAUAUUAAAUGGACGUUUGAGGCAAGAAGAUACAUUAGCUAUUGUUGCUGAGUUCAAAUGUGUGACAUGGACAAAUCAAAGAGCCCGGAAAAGAGCAAAAGCUAUUCUAUCAGAGUCUAGCAUCAAAAAAGCAAAGUGGAACUUCUCAAACGUGGCUUGUCAAGUAGCUUUUGGAGCUGGAGAUGGAAAAGAUUCAUACACAGACGCUGGAAACUUUGUGUCUUCUGAAUCGAUACCAACGAACAAUUUAAAUGCGUGGGAUAACGCUUCGCAAGCGUACUUUCCUUUGCCGAAUGGUGAAGUUCCUGGCCCGAUCAUUCGAAUACGUAUCCAAGUUUUUUCUGAAGAUUCUUAUGAUUCGAUUUCAUUUGAAUUAAUAUCCGGUUCAAAACAACACCUUCAUCAACUAGUGCAGUAUUUGAAAAAUUUAAUAUGCCGAUAAAUAGCAUAAUUUUAUUUAUUCAAUAUUUAUACCAAUUUUGGUUUUUGUGAGAUAAUAAGAGCUUUAAUUUAUUUUUCUCUAGUGAAACAAUUUAGUUUUAUAAAAAGCAAGUAUAUCGGUUCAUCUUCAUAUUCAAAUUUAAAAAAGAAACAUUCAAGGAGU
Molecule: messenger RNA, 1609 nt
Organism: Caenorhabditis elegans
Lineage: Eukaryota; Metazoa; Nematoda; Chromadorea; Rhabditida; Rhabditidae
Gene: mett-10
Product: U6 small nuclear RNA (adenine-(43)-N(6))-methyltransferase
Exons: 5
Coding region: 8-1447 (479 amino acids)
Cellular component (GO): nucleus
Molecular function (GO): mRNA m(6)A methyltransferase activity; U6 snRNA (adenine(43)-N6)-methyltransferase activity; methyltransferase activity
Source: RefSeq, marked reviewed